AUGUUAGCGUCUUUUAAGCCUUUAGUCAAAUCAACUCCUCUUUUGGUUAGAAGGCUUUCGACGGGCACUCCCGUAUCUCAAAAACUUGAACUAACUUUCUUCACCAAAGCAACAUGUAUGUUAUGUACUAAUGCUAGAGGUGUCUUACUAGACACUUUGAAAGACGAUUCAAUGAAAGAUAAGGAUCUUAACUUGAAAAUAGUUGACAUUAUGAAACCAGAAAACUCUGAAGCUUUUGAUGCGUACUGUUUCGAUGUGCCUGUCUUGCACGUUGAUAGAUCAAAUCAGACAAAACCGGUCAAAUUUAUGCAUUACUUCUACAAUGAAAAAUUAUUGGAAGAGUUUAAUAAAGAAUGA
Molecule: messenger RNA, 357 nt
Organism: Hyphopichia burtonii NRRL Y-1933
Lineage: Eukaryota; Fungi; Ascomycota; Pichiomycetes; Serinales; Debaryomycetaceae
Exons: 1
Coding region: 1-357 (118 amino acids)
Source: RefSeq, a predicted model, not a curated record